Messenger RNA from Bactrocera latifrons, 5208 nucleotides. Its product is annotated as mucin-5AC. Bases 522 to 3803 code for a protein of 1093 amino acids. The transcript has 8 exons. Lineage: Eukaryota; Metazoa; Arthropoda; Insecta; Diptera; Tephritidae. The record is from RefSeq and is a predicted model, not a curated record.
CGAACACGUGCGGUAGCCAAUUCGAGCCUACGAGUCGAGUAUCGUUUUGAGUCUAACAGAGCCAGAGUUUCUGUGUACGUGGGUGUAUGUGUGCGUGUGUGUGCAUUGAAGCACACAGUUUCACAAGUGUACUGGAGGCGAUUUCAGCCGUUGAAAACGUAAAUAUUAAACAACAGUCAUAACAACAGCAACAACAAUAACUAGUGCAAACACAAAGUGUUACGCUCUAUAUUUAUUAGGCAACAACAACAAUAACAACUAAUGCAACAAUAGCAGCAAAAGCCAGUUGAAUUUGUGCCAAAUUUUAGUCAGUGUGUGUUUACAGUUCAACGUGCGUGUGUGUUGGUGCUUUUCAUAUUUUGCCAGCUCGCAGUCGCACACACAAACAAAUACAUAUAGAGAGUAACAUAGUUUUCUUGUGUGCUUUGUCAUAGUGAAAUUGCAACUGCCGCUUGCUUGCUUGUUUUGCGUCUUCAAGUUUUUGUUGCUGCCAAAGUCACUGUUAUAAAAUAGUGCACAAAAUGUCACUGCAUAGCGUCGCACCGUUGCAGUUUUGGUUGGUCAUCCUUUUGGGGUUAAGCCACUUUGGCACGCGUACCGAGGCACGUGCGGUCAAUGUCAGCAACACUUGGACCAUGCCGCAGGAGGGACUCAACGUCUUCUAUCGCUUCUUCCGUGAUCGAAUAUCUUGGUUUGAGGCUGAUGCUGUUUGCCAAUUUCAUCACGCCAAUCUGGUGACCGUCGACAACAGCUUUCAAUUUGAUGCAACAAGAGAUCUACUCCGUGAGCUUGAUGUGAAUGACAUCGUUUGGAUUGGUUUAAUGAGACCGCAAAGUUCCGACCGUUUUAUGUGGUCUAAUUCCCGUCCACUGGUCACCGACACUGGCUACUGGGCUGAAUCGCUGCCACUAAUGGAUGCACCAUUAUGCGCCGUUAUCGAUCCCAUACGCGAUUAUCGCUGGCAUGCGUUGCGUUGCGGCGGACCUGAGACCGCAUCGUUCCUCUGCGAAAUGCCGGUGCCUUCUUGGGCUGAUUCUUGCAUACUCAAGGAUAUGCCGAAUCUUACCAUGCAGUACAUGGCCGACACUGCAAGCAUUGAGUUGAUACGCAACUGCGCCGAGGAGGGUCUGCUGAAGCAGUCGUGCAAGGGGAAACAGGACCGCGAUCGCGCACUACGUGAACUGAUCUGUCCCCGAGAGCGUCUCGAAGCGCAACGCAUCAAUGACAUAACUAAUUCUCACUUCAAAUCGCUACAAAUAAUUAACAGUAUACGCACAGACAACAACGAGAAUAAUGACAUUGAACUGCUACCGCUAGGAGAAACAUCGUACGGCUCUGCCAGCAGCAGCGACAUCUCUGAACAAGUGCCAACGGAGAAGAAUACCGUACAGCGCCUGAUUGAACAAUUCAAUGUGGACGAUCUGAUGCAGGCCGAUGAGGCAGCAGUGCCGAUGAGCAUUUAUCACAUACCCGGUGAGAUCCCCAAACCAGUGAAGAAAGCCGCAAAGAAAGUGAUCAUAACAAAUGGUGGGGAAUACCAAAAGAAGAUUCCUGCACAGAAAUAUGAUGAGGGUAGCAUUCAGUUGCCACCACCAACACCCAAACCAAAAAAGCAACAACAGUUGUUGGCACUCGAAGACAUGAUGAUGGGCGAUCAGCCACAACAAAGCGGCGAACCUGAAAUGUUGGAGCAUAUGGGACCUGAAGAUGAUGAAGUUUCGAAUGAAAUAAUGGAACCGCUGCCACAUAAGAAGAAGGUGUUACCACAGGAUUUGCGAACAAUGACACCCAUAACCGAGAAGUCUUCGGACGAGAUGAUAAGCAGAGAAAAACCAGCGCACAAGGCUGAGAGAAUGCCAACAUUCGAAACUACGUCAGCGCCAACUACAACUACUAGCAGUAGUACUACAUUAGCGCCCACAACAACGACUACUACAACUAUUACCACCACAACAACCUCUACAACAGCAGCAGCGUCAUCAAGUGCGGCUAGCAGUACUACAAUUCCAGACUUUGUUUCAUCCACAACUGCCACAGAAGUGAAAAUUUCAACAGCAGAAACUACCCAAGAACCUGCCGCAGCUACCACCCUACAUGCUUCCAGUGCCACAUCUGCGCAUACAAUCGAGUCCGAGACUCUUACUCACUCUUCCUCCACAUCGUCCAGCAGCUCGGUAACAACACAUGCGGCACCUAAAUCCAUUGAUGUCGAAGAUACUGAAUCUCUUUCGAAUAUCGGUCAUCCCAUGCAUCCACAACAGCAGCACGCUAAUAGUAAAUUCGAAGAGUUACCACAUCCUCAUGUGAAGGAAUUAGCAGACAAUUCGCAUUUUAUACCGCCAAUGUUGUUGGUGAAGUCGCAUUAUGUACCCCCGCCGAAGCACAAUGAACACGAACAUCACAGCGGUAGUUCGAAUGUGGGAUCCGCUGCUCAUGAUGGACGUGGAGAUAUUCACGUGACUACAGGCAAACCGAUUGAGGGUACAGUACACUCCAGCAGCACAAGCAACUACACGCCCACAGAAACAACACACAGUCACACAAUGGCCGAGAAAAGUGCUGAAACUGACGUUGAGACGAUGACCACAAUAACGGUGACCGCCACAAUGGCAGCAAUAAAAGCGGCAACAACAAAAACAACAACAGCAGCACCGGCAGCAUCCGAGACAACCACCAACAUUGAUGGAUUGACAGGCGAGGCGAUCGAUAAAUCCACAUUACCAGCUCAGCUAACCGCUCAGAUAAUUGACAGCACGAGUGCGGCAAAGACAAAUCAGCACCAACCACAACAAAAACAACAACAACAACAGAAAGACAAUGACAAGCCGAAUAAUAUGAAGAGACAAGCGCAAGCUGCCAGCGAAGAAGACGAAAUUACGGAGAAAAUUGAAAAUGCCAAAGAAGUUGUUGUCGAGCGAACAACAACAGCAACAAAAUCUGAAGAAACAACAACUACAACAGCGCCAAUAACAACAGUGGCUGCCAACGUUAACAAGCAGCAUGCAACAGCAACAGCCGAAACAAUAACAACAACUGUAAAAGCACCAGCAACAACAACAACAAAAACUGAUGACAACGCUUCAAGACAUGAAAUUGAGAAGCCAGUAAAGCGGGGCCCACAAACAAAAGAAAUGUCCAUGCUGACAACUAAUGUUGGUACAGAAGACAUGCCAGCAACCACAACAAAAACUAUUACUACUACAACCAGUAAGCCAACAACAGCGCAGACGGAUAAGUUGCACACAAUAAAACCCGCAACCGCAACACAAAAGCCACCGCAGCAAGAGUCAACCAAAACAACAACAGCAGCAACAACAAUAGCUGAAGGCAUACUGCGAAACAAUGACAAUGCCGAAAAUGUACGUCCUUCAUCACAAUCAAUCUUGGCCACAGCUGAUGCCGCUACCAACGCUCCAACUGCUUCCUCCGCAGCUUCCGCUUUCACUUCCGCAGCAACUGUCACACCGUCAACACACACAAUUACAAUAACAACUGCAUGCAGCAGUGACACAUAUUUAGAUGCGACAACCGCCGACACCUUGGAUGCGAGCUCAACAACCGAAGACACCGCCGCCGGCAAGAAGCUGACGCGUGUACAUCGCACUUGCCAGCCACGCAUCGAAAAGACACUGACACACAAGGGCAAGCACACGAAGCAUCAUGCUGUACACACCAUUGAGCCGCCGACACCGACGCGCAACUUUCUGAAGGAGGAGACCGAGACGCCGCCCUACAAGCCCAAUCGCCAUCGCGUGCUGACCAAACCGGAAACUGUCAGCUAUUUCAAGAAGAUUCUAGGUUAAGCGGACUAUGUGCGUUGAAUGAGGGAGUGCUGAGGGCGGGAUGAUCAUAUGAGGUAACACAAGUACGAGGUAAGAAGUUUGAAGGGUUGAGUUCUCCCGCAUAUGAGGCGAAACAAAAACAAAACCGAGUAAAAUAUAUUUACUUAAAACGCAGCUAACUAAGUUUGUAGUUAAGAUUAAAAAACAAAGUGAAACGCGGACUAAGGCGGAGAUAAUAGUUGUUUGCGAGGCAUAGCAUAGCUUAGGCUGAGAAAACACAAAGAUAUGUAGAGGCAGAUAAUAAUUGUUGCAAACGUCACGCAGCUUAACAACUCGGAUUUAAAUGACAAAGUAAGCGGCUAAAGCAUAAAAAAGGGAAAAUUAUAGCAUGUCAAUUUGGGAGAUAAGAAAAUGGUUUAUGAGUUAUAAAUUGGUCACAACAGAGCUCUUACAGGCCAAAGGUAACGUUUGUUGACCCGAGAGUUGUGCUCGUGUUUAAUAUUAAGGUCAUUAAAAUGCAUAAAUAUCAAAGGUGAGCAGGGUAUAAGCAGAAGGUUUACAUUGAUGUAUGUAAAUUUCGAUGAAGGCCAAAAUAGUUGAGUAUCAUUGCAUAGGUUUACACAAACUACUACACAUACACAGAAACACAGAAAACAAAAAACAAAAUAAAAAGUAAAAAAAAAAAAAAUAAUAAUUACAUACAAAUAAGCCAACACCAAAGCCAUGGAUAUGAUGUUAUACAUUUUUAAUGUUUUAUUAUUAAUAUAGAUUUACUACAUAAGCCGAGAAAGUUAAAACGUUUCAUAGUUCGUUCUACAGAUAACUAAUUUUGUGUGCCAACGCCACGCCAGGUAAUCUACUGGGUAAAAUAUAGACCAGCUUAACUCGUAUGUUCACUGAUCGCAACUGAGCUUAGAGUCAACAGCAGGUUAGAACUCUGAUAGGUACAUAUAUAUCAUAAGGAGUCCAAUGAGCUCCUUUCUUCCAUGUAAACUAUGUCAAAACUAUACCUCACAGGAAUUACUGGGACACAAGCCAAUGAACUACAUUUCACUGAUGUUUUUCCCAAAUGAUGGAUUAAACCAACAAUGGGAACAUCUUACUUCUCUACUUUAGUGACUUGAAAUCUCAGCGUCUCUUCCACAAUAUACAGCUAUCACAAGCAUUACAUAAAUACAAAACAGUAAAUUGUGAACUUAGUCUGGCACUAUCCACCUUUCUUUGGCAAAAUUUGACACACGCAAACCAUUACUGACAAUUCGAUGCUCUUCAUCCGACUGUAUGUAAAGUAAUAAUGGGAAUGUUUCGAGAAAAUCGGUGCAGAUUUUAAGCUGUGCUAAUUCACGCUAAAUUAGUCGUAAGCCUUUUUCAGUCUUAAAUACUCUCUUAUUCCCUUCUCCCUCAUAAUGAAUCUUCGUUUCGUUAA